CUCAAAAGUGAAACUGAAGCAAUGUUGCUCCAAAAUGUCUCAGUACGUAGCACUAAAAAAACCCUUUUUGUCCUUAGCAUUAAUCCUAUCCUGUGGUUUUCUCCUACUUGCUGGCAGACAGAUCAAUGGUGCAGUACAUUUAGACAUCCCAACUUUCUUCAAGAUACUCCCUAACCAAAGAUUCACACUACUGAAAGUGGAUUCAGAUGGCGCCUAUGGGAAAAAAGUAGAUGAAUUUGAAAAAGUGGCAGAAGCUUCAGCUAACAUUCCUGAGCUCCUUGUGGCUCUGGUAGAAAUUUCAGAAUAUUAUGAAAUAACUAAUCAAGAACUGGCAGAUCGGUACAGAGUAGAAAAAGAAGAUUUCCCAGCCCUCUUCCUCUUUCGCAAUGGAAGCGUGGAUAAUGCCAUUUCCUACUUCGGUCCCAUCCAGGCUGAAAUGAUACUGCGCUGGUUACGAGGUAAUGGUGUUCAUUUUCAUCUUCCUGGCUGUCUGCCAGAAUUUGAUAUCAUGGCUGCACAGUUUAAAGCUGCGACAAGUAAUAAUGAAAGGCAAGAAGUACUGGAUCGUGCCCAAGAAGCAGCUGAGCUGGUAAAGGAUGGUUACAUCAGAGAUGCGGCAAACCUGUACAUUCAGGUUAUGAAGCGAGUGCUCAAGCUGGGCCCCUCAAUUGUACAUUUUGAUAUGCAGCAGCUGACUCAGAUGGCUCAAAAGGCAGAUAGCACAGAUCCGGACCUGCAGAAGCUGAAUAUGCAGCUGAAUAUUCUUUCAUCUUUUCUCCGUCUUGACAGAGAAAAUACAUAAAACUCAAGAAUGAGGGUUCAUACAGCAAGACUCAAAACCAAACACAUGAGUAUACAAAUGCAGGAACUGUGUGUGUGCUGCUGUUUACACAACUUACUGUGCCACAGUCAGCUCUGACUUAUUUUUUGAAGAACUUCUCUAACAUGACACAAAGAUAACAGCAGUACUGAUGUUACACUGGAACCACUAACAGAUAUUUCAUUGUCUUAAAUGAAACUCUUCUCUGCAGGUUGUAAAUUGACUGAGUUGUCAAAUGUGUGACCUGAUAUUAAAGCUACAUCUGGGGGUUUGCUGUUAAUGUAAUGAAGAAUUUUAAUUUUAAAAUUCUGUUUUUGGAUCAAAUGUUAUUUGACUGCUUUGUGCACAUGCAUAGAGUUUUCUGAAUAAAGACUGUAGUUAAGUCAAUUUAAAAA
This is a messenger RNA of Protopterus annectens (West African lungfish), 1215 nucleotides long. Its product is annotated as endoplasmic reticulum resident protein 29-like. Gene Ontology annotation, cellular component: endoplasmic reticulum; endoplasmic reticulum lumen. Gene Ontology annotation, biological process: protein secretion. The coding region runs from base 35 to 802 and encodes 255 amino acids. The transcript has 3 exons. The record is from RefSeq and is a predicted model, not a curated record. Lineage: Eukaryota; Metazoa; Chordata; Ceratodontiformes; Protopteridae.